AUGAGUUACCCAGCGGAGAUUUACACUCAACUCGCCGAUGUCAUGGAGAGGAUGGUUCGCGCUGCCGUGUCUGAGCUGACGAAGCUUGUGGAGCAGGACACGGACUUCAGCGCUACUUUGGGGGAGCAGAGCGUGGAAAACCAUGGAAAGAACCGUCCACUGCCCAGAGAGAAAGCAGAGACCCGAGAGAAGAUGGUCCGCUUCGCCUUCAUCAUGGAGACACUGGGAAAUGAAGCCCUAGGGAAAGUCAUAAACAUUGUGGAUGACGCCAUGACACGUCAGUGGGCCGAGAGCAGUGCUUUCACUGAGUUGCAAACACCCAGAAUCCUCAGCGUCCUCAGCAUCGGGCGCAUAGAGUCAGAACACUCGUACGGAACACCAACGCAGCAUCACCAUGCUCAGUCACCUGCUCCGAGUGAUGUGGACUUGCCUGUCAUUCCUGCCAUCACCAUUGGAGGUCUUCCUGGAAACAUGGAUCUGGGCACCAUAGCUGAACGUGCAGGAGUGGUUGCUGCACAGCCUGUGACCUCUGACCUUGAGUCUGGAAUUGAGCAACAGCAGCGAGACAAAACAAGCCAAGGUUUCCAGUGUUCUGUCUGCCACCAGUCAUUCAAAUCUCAGAGUGACUUGCAAGCACAUUCAGACUUACACACUGGUGAGAAGCUGUUCACCUGCAAACAGUGUCGGCAAAGUUUUUCCAGUCACCAGAGUUUGCAGACUCAUCUACACACGCACAGUGGUGAGCGGCCGUACCACUGUCUGCAAUGUGGAAAGAGCUUCUCCAAAAAGUCUCAGCUGAGGACUCACGCAGCUGUCCACUCGGACCAGAAGCCAUUUAGCUGUGAUGUCUGUGACCGCCGCUUCAACCUGGUCCACAACCUGCAGCGCCAUAAGCAAACGCACAACAAUGGCCAAGCUUUUACCUGUGGUGAAUGUGGAAAGAGUUUCACCCGGGCGGUCACGCUGCGCGCACACCGCCUGAUCCACAGUGGCGAGAAGCCAUUUCAGUGCGAACAGUGUCCGAAAGCAUUCCGACAUGCCGUCAACCUGAACAACCACAGGAGGAUCCACAGCGGUGAAAUGCCGUAUGACUGUGACAUUUGUGGAAAAAGCUUUCGUCACUCGGUCAACCUGAAGAUCCACCGCCGUGUGCACACUGGCGAGCGACCUUUCACCUGCCAACAGUGUGGGAAGGCAUUCAGUCAGCAGAGCAGUUUGAUGACACAUCAGCGCACGCAUUCGCUCGAGCGUCCAUUUGCCUGUCCCACUUGUGACAAACGCUUCAACAAUAACAACAGCCUGAAGCUUCAUUUGCGCGUGCACACCGGCGAGAAGCCGUAUGCUUGCCUGAACUGCGGACGCACCUUUAGUCAAGGCAGCCACCUACGCACACAUCAGCGGCACGUGCAUGCCGGAGGGAAGCAAUUCAUCUGUGAUAAGUGUGGGAAGAGAUACUCUGACCAGCGCAACCUUAAGCUUCACAAGUGCAACUAUGCAUGAAAUAUGAACGCUCACUGUGUUUCCGACAUUAUGUUGGUGAUUGUGCUUGACAAAAAAAGUGCCCACAUUUCUCAUCUGUUGUCCAUUAGCUGUCUGCGACUGCCUUACUUCAGACAAUGUUUCAACAAUAUUAUAUUUAAAGGUUGACAAACUUAAUGAUGUGUGUCCAGUUUGUUAAUUGCCAGUGAGACAGGUACUGCAAACAAGUGCUUUAUAUACUUUUUAAUCUCCUUUAUUACUGUUUUAUUUUAAGAUAAAUACAAUUUACAAGAGUUGCAUCAACCCGGGGAAGAGUCUG
This is a messenger RNA of Synchiropus splendidus (mandarinfish), 1798 nucleotides long. RefSeq lists its product as uncharacterized. Gene Ontology annotation, biological process: regulation of transcription by RNA polymerase II. The transcript is spliced from 5 exons. Lineage: Eukaryota; Metazoa; Chordata; Actinopteri; Syngnathiformes; Callionymidae. The record is from RefSeq and is a predicted model, not a curated record. The coding region runs from base 1 to 1500 and encodes 499 amino acids. Gene Ontology annotation, molecular function: DNA-binding transcription factor activity, RNA polymerase II-specific; RNA polymerase II cis-regulatory region sequence-specific DNA binding.